Molecule: messenger RNA, 6006 nt
Organism: Danio aesculapii
Lineage: Eukaryota; Metazoa; Chordata; Actinopteri; Cypriniformes; Danionidae
Gene: rasef
Product: RAS and EF-hand domain containing
Exons: 17
Coding region: 75-2195 (706 amino acids)
Molecular function (GO): GTPase activity; GTP binding; calcium ion binding
Source: RefSeq, a predicted model, not a curated record
AUAACACAAGGUCAACACUGUUUGAAACAAGAAGGCACACAAUAUUUGCUAAACAAGUCGUCUGUGGGACAGUCAUGGGCUCUGAGGCGCAGAUGGAGAGACUCCGCGAGCUCUUUCACGCCUGUGAUGUGGAUCAUUCAGGACGAAUCGAGAAAUGGGAGUUUGAGAAAAUAUGCUCGGAGCUUCACGUCCAGUCCAGCGAGAUCGAUUCGCUUUUCUCCAGACUUGACACCGACGAGGACGGGGCGAUAAACUUGGAAGAGUUCAUGGAGGGCUUUCAGGAGUCGCACCUGCUGAAGGAGCCGGAGAUGAGCGGAGAGCCGGCGGGGGAAACGUUCUCUGCCGCCUGGGAAGACUUUAAAUCGCGCCUGGGGGAUCAGCUCAAAUUCAUCCCCAGGAUUGACCAGGUAGCAACUCUGUACCAGAACAUCAGUUUGACGGAGCCCAGAAUGGUCCCUCAGUACGAAAGGGUUCUUGUCAGUUUCAUCAAGGAGAUCCGGAUACUGAACACAGAAAUGGAACAUCUGGCACUGGCUGUCAAGAGAGCUCAGGAUCAGAUGUCUAUACAGCUGAGUGAGAUGGAGGAAGAGAUGGAUCACCGAAUCCACACCGCAGAGAGAAACACACGUCUGCAGGAGUCUAAAAAGGCCGAGGCGACUCUGAGCAGUAUGAAACACCAGUAUGACUCUCAGAUUUGUGAACUCCAGCAGAAGAUUCAGACUCUGCAGAUGAUGGAGAACCAGAACAGGAGUGUGAGCCUGAAAGAGGAAACAUCGGCACUCAAACGGCAGAACAACGAGCUCAUGCUGCAAAACCAGAAGCUGAAGCAGGAGCUGUUGGAGUCCCACACUAAUGUUGCGUUCUUGCAAAGCGAGCUGGACUCUCUGAAGAGCGAUCUGACAGACCAGAGCAUCAACUGUGAACGAGACGAGGCUCUUAUGAAGUGCUUUUCUGAGGAGAGAGAUAACCUGGAGAGACAGAUCGAGAUGCUUCAGGCAGCAAACAGAAAGCUCCACGACAGUAAUGACAGUCUGCGUACGGCGCUGGAGAGCAGUCAGAGCAAGAGCAAGACUCAGCGUGUUAGUGGACUCUCACCUGGAGUUUACGUGAACACCAGAAAGAAUGUCUGCCCCUCUUAUUUUGAUCGAUGCUGCAACACGUGUGUGGAUGAGGAAGAUUACGAUCAGUUUCGGCUGAUGGCGGGAAUGCGCAGACAGAGCUGUGAUUCUCUGGCUCUGGCUCUGUGUGACCCGAUGCGCAGACGCAGCUGCGAGGAGGACAGUCUGCCGGACAGCGGCAUGUCUACCCUGCGCUCCAAUAUCGGAUAUGAUUACGAGCACGAGAGAACGUCCAGUCCUGUGGAGGCAGAAGACAGCAACACCACAGUGUCUGGAGACACGUCUGAUACAGAGGUUGUGGAAAUGCAAGAAGAGGCUGCGCCAGGGUCGGACAGCGAAUCCGUUCAGAGCUGGAUGCCAUCAAAGCCUGUUCAGAAAGAAGACGUUUCUGCUUCAGGAAAGAAAUGCCUUUCUGCAAUCUUCACAGAGAGAGAGCAGGAUGAGCUGGCCGUGUCUCAGUCUCCAUCUGAGAAGGCUUACAGGAUCGUGCUGGCAGGAGACGCUGCGGUGGGAAAGUCCAGCUUUCUUCUCCGUCUCUGUAAGAAUGAGUUCAAAGGCAACACCAGCGCCACACUGGGUGUUGAUUUCCAGAUGAAAACUCUGGUUGUGGAUGGUGUUCCAACAGUGCUGCAGUUAUGGGACACGGCUGGACAGGAAAGGUUUCGGAGCAUUGCUAAGUCAUACUUCAGGAGAGCGGAUGGAGUUCUUCUGCUCUAUGACGUCACCUGUGAGAAGAGCUUUCUGAAUGUGCGAGAAUGGGUCGACAUCAUUGAGGACGUUUCUCAGGAUGACAUUCCCAUCAUGCUCGUGGGCAAUAAGACAGACCUGAGGAAGGAGGCUCUUCAUGACGGAGUCACCUGCAUUCCAACCAGCUAUGGAGAGAAACUGGCUAUGACAUACAGUGCCUUAUUCUGUGAGACGAGUGCAAAGGAUGGCUCCAACAUCAUUGAAGCUGUUCUUCAUUUAGCCCGAGAGGUGACCAAACACGCUGACGAUUACAAAGAGCCCGUAUCAGUGGCCAAACUGUCAGGAAAUCAUACCAAGAAGAUGUCCAGUCCAAACUGCUGCAUGGGCUGAUGGAUAAACCCGUCAACUUCUUCACAAAGAGCUGAUCAAGUAUUUAACUGUUUAACUAUUUAUUCAUCGCGUCAUGUAGGAAACCAAGUUCGAGAAUUUUUACCGUGCUAAAUAUCUUCAAGUAUUGUCUUGAGAAUUGUUGCCCUAAAUAGCCCUUAUACCUUUUAUACUGCAGCUGAUUAUUAGCCCAGAGUUUACUGUGCUGCACCUUACCUUUAUUUAUUGUGUGUAAAACGAAGAGGAUGUUGUUGUAGUUCUGUAAUGUGUGUUACAGGAUCUAGGAAGUGUGUGUAUUUGUGUUUCUGUUGUAUGUGAAGGUUUAAAUAAUGUGAGCUAAUUUCUGCCAUGAGAUGAAAAUAAUUGCUGACUUUUUUUUUCUUAAAUAGUGUGUUUACAUCUUGCAUUUCUGAUUUUUAUUUAAUUAUUUUUUGCCUCAAUUCAGAUUUUUGUCUUACUAGUUCAGAUUGUUUUUACUUUUAUAUCUUGCAAUUUCCUUUUUCUUGUAAUUCUUAGUUUAUAUCUCAGUUCUGUCUGUUCCUGUGAGUUUUUCCUUUUAUAUUACGCUGAACUCAUAAGCGGAGCCAGGGGGACGGCCAGAGACCACGGAGAUAGCAGCAAAGAAAAAAAACUGCAUUGAAGACAUGUAAACAUGUAAGGCGUAAUAUGAAUGUAAUUUAUUGUUGAUAAUUAACACAACACUUUAGCUAUUGUAAGUUUGUCAAUCAAAUUUAAAGUCCGCCUCCGCACAAAAAUGAAACUGUCCAACAUCGCACGUUAUUACUGGAGUUAGCAGCUGCUCUGAAAACCAAACCAAAAGUGCUGGCCAGCGGGCUAUUCUGAUUCUGAAAGUAAUAACAAAAAUAAAUAAACUGACCCCAAACUUCUGACCGGUAGUGUAGAUCAGUGGGUGAGUUUGAUAAAAUAAUUUAAUGUGCGUGUUGAAUAUAAUAGACAUUUGUUGAUAGGCGGUGCUUUUGUGGAAACCUCUUCUUGGUCGGUCGCAAAUCUUAAAUGCAUUAAAGGGCAGCUCAUAUAUUAGCCUUACCCUGGAGUUUGUUCACCCCCGCCUAUGGCUGAACUCGUCUUUUUUGUUUGAAUUCAGGGCCAAAAUCUUUAUUUUCUUUGAAUUAUCUUAUUUCUUAGUUUCUUACAAUCCUGACUUUUAUCAUUUUACUCACCUUUUUUACUUUAAAUGGCACCUAUGAUGAAAAUCAUCUUUUAUUCGCUGUUUGGACAGAACUGUGUGUAGGUAAAGUGUGUCCACAGUCAUAUUGGAGUGUCUCUUCUUUUAAAAGUCUCUUUUUUAAAAUUUCCUGACGUUAAAAUAGGACCCAAAUCCCUCCCAUUUUGAUGCCCACCACAACUUGAUGUAGGAGUGCGGUUUCCCCGCCCACCGAAUUGAUUGACAGCUGUGUAUUAACAUGACUCCAUAGUGACACGCAUAAUCAUAUCAAUAAGACAGGACGUGCGCAAAGCAACCGGGAUUAAAAGAUCUGUUGAGCUCUCUGUGAUCAUCAGCCAUCAUUAAAUGUGAUCAAGAGUGAGUUUUACAAGUUUAAAAGUUUUUUAAAACAGUACAUGUUUUUAAUAAAUUACAGCGAUCUUACUGUCUUUAUCAGCACAGCCGCGUGUCCGUACAAGAGAAGUCGCCUCAAUCCCGGUUUGUGGACGUUAAAUCAGGUUUAUUUUGUACAUUAACAUAACAGAUAUCCAUAUAGCAGUGGAGAUUAACCUGUAUCCUGUCACAUUUGCCGUGCGACAACAGUGCAAAGCUAAACGUGCACGCUGUGUGUGUGUGAACUUUGUAACGACGUUGUAUGUGACUCAUCAUUGCAGAAAGCCUUGAAUUAACUCCACAACAAAUACAUCAAAUACUCAUUGGGAAAGUUCUUGCUGUAGUAUUUCUCACAAACGUUAAGGGAGAUCUGCUUCUGCGUCUGUCGCUGUGCUGUUUAUCUGAGGCAGCCGAGGGUGGAGAUUGAGGCACACUCUGAUAGGCACGUGGGAACGGUGGGCGGGGAGAACCAGCAUUAAAAGCACAGGCCACAAAAACAGCUACAUGCUGUUCAGAGCAGUAAAUUACAACAUUCUGUAAGGUAUAAUAAAUAAUCCGAUUAGUGUUCUGAGCUGAAACUUUACAGACACAUUCUGGAGACACAAAUGAAAGGGGUAAAAUAGGUGCCCUUUAAAUUCUAAGUUUAUAUUUCUAUCAAUUCUGUCUUUCUUUGAAUUCUGAAUUCAUAUCUGGGUUCUUUAUGUCUUCUUUUUUAAAAUUCGGACUUUCUGAAUUUUGAAAUGGCUGAAUUGAGAGACGACAAUUAAGUUACUAAUUGUUUUUAUGAUAGAAAAAAAAAUCCAAAGAAAGUUCUGUUUGUCAAGUACAAGUAAACUCUUGAAGAGCAGCUGAUCAGAUGGAGAGCCAAAUGGUUGGAUUGAAUCUUAGAAGUUCAUUCAGUGUCCCUGACUGGGUUAUAUGCACAGCUUUUUCAGCCAAUGAUGAACUUCUGGUGAAAGGUUCCGGUGACCAUUUUCAAUUUCAUUAGGUUCCUUUUUCAGUAUCGAUGUUGUAAUGUAAUUACAAUACAUUCAGUUAAAUAGACUUAAGCAUUCAUUUGGUUGUUAAAGCAAGGCGCAGGCUCCGUCAUUAGCAACAGGUUGGCGCAAAAAAACCCCAUUAAAAAUACUGGGCUUUACUGUUAUUUAUAACAUUAUUACCUGUUAUUCACAGCCUGAUGUAUGUAGGUUCUGUUCAAUAAAGUAGACAUCAUUGGCGGGCACGCACUCGUUCUCAUGGUAGUAAACAAACAAUGCUUCAGCUCGUGUGUGAUUUUCGUGGCCGCGAAUACAUCAUUACAUUAAGCAGAAAUGAUAUUUUUGGGUGAAUUAUUCUUUAUAAAUACAGUGUAACACUUAACCUCCUAGGGCUUGAGCGUCCACAUAUGUGGACUGCACUUUUUAGCUCUUAAGUGGCUAUUUAAAAUACUUUGUUUUAUAUUUUGUUACACACACACACAGUUUCAUCCUGCAACUGUUUUGCAGCAUAUAAAAUGUCCCAAACCUUAUUUUUAACUGUCCAAAAUGGAAAUAAAAAAUGUUUUUUACUCUCUGAUAGUCAAAGCAAGUUCAAAACAAAAAAUUCUCUAUCAAAUAUGCAUUAAAAAAUUUCAGGAAAAGGUGUUUUAUUUAAAUUCGGACCACAAGUCCACAUAUAUGGACAUCAUUUUUCUCUAAAAGUACAUCAUAUCAAAAGAUGAUACUUAGAUGUUUAUUCUAAUUAGGUUCUAAUAAGCCCAAAUAGCAAAGAGAAAUAAAAAAAUGCAUGUAAAAAUACAGCUUGGGCCUUAAGAGGUGAACAGCAUUUGGAGGUGCCCAUGUUGCUGAGUAACGUAUAUAAAACAAAGACUUGCGAUACCGCCUUUAAGCUUCCACUUGAAAACAUAAUAUGCUGAAUCAUAGAGAUGCUGAACUGAGAUCGUGUGAAGGGGUCAAAUCGAGAUCGCCAUCUUUUUUCGAUUAAUCGUGCAGCUCUAGCCACCAUAGUAGACACUUCAAAAAUGAUUAGAGAUGAUUGACAACCUUCGGAUGCAUUUUUCAUUGCUUUUUGAAUUUCAUGGCUUUUUUCGUACCAAGCAUAGCUGUAAUAAUAUAUAGUGCAGUCUGUUUUGUUAAAUCUAUUCAGAAUUAAUGUCAAGCUUGAAGUUUAUUUCCAUGUCAAAAAUGUGUUUCUCUGAAAAUCUUACUUUCAUUUACAGCAAGACUGUGUUGAACUCUGAAUAUGCACAAAUAAAGAUGGCAAAUGUUUUCACUCCAA